AUGGAAUCUCCUGGUCACAGCAACAUCAUUGGGAGAGGUACACGCACAAAACGUGAAAAAUAUGCCUCAAAAGCUUGCGGGCAAUGUAAACAUCGGAAGAUCAAGGACGAGCUUAGAGGGAUGGCUGUGCUAAGCAUCAUCUCGUUAUGCAGUGUGAUGGGAAUGUUCCGUGCAAAACCUGCGUUGCAAAUAAGCGAAAAUGGCGAAAAGCCGGGCACGAGAAGACAAACAAAAGGUCUCAGUCAACUCAAAAGCCGUUACUUGUGGCGAAAUAUGCUAAGAAAGACCAGACCGGAGGCACCGAAACUCUCUGAAUUCCAGAACAAGUCCGAUUUUGCCAGUUCAAGAACUUUGAGAUCAAACUCCAGAUGCUCACAGGACGCUGAACCUGGAACUCGAAGCGAAGCAAGAGGGGGAGCAGAUGAGAGUAUCACGCCUUUCUCAGGUGAGACAUCCCUCACACACAACAUGACUGUCGUUGAGGGCAGACUCAAGCAGAUGGGGGUGAGGUAUCCUAGAAUGCGAUCUGGAUCACCGGAUCAAUCUUUUGCUUCCCACUUGACACCAUCCCCGCCGGCAUCGCCCACAGAAAGUCCGCACCAUCAGGCAAAGAGUAAAUUGCUCUUUCAAAUCUUGAGCUCUCAUAAGAUAGUACCAGACCGAGUCCAAUGGGAUCGUGUUAUGAAGACUUUCUGUGAUGAGGUGCUUGUCCUAGUGCCAUUUCUGCAUCUGCCCUCAGUCUGGGAAGCCUACGAAAAUCUGUGGGAUGGAUUUAUUCUCCCUGAAUCGAGCCAUCAAUUGGACCUUGAGGAGUGGAGAUUGACAUCGUCAUAUGUCCUCCUGUGUCUAGCAAAUGGGACAUGUGUCGAGUCAUCGAGAGUCAAUGACCAAGAAAUGCAGUACUCCGCUGGUUGGAGCCUGUACCGAGCGGCGAGAGACAUCUUUGGGGACCUUCUGGAUGUUUUUGGCGAGUGCACUAAUCAAAUACUUUUAUUGCAAAAUAUUCUUCUGAUGGUAGUCUACCUGUUUCGGCUUGAUGCACAUGGGCCUGCAGAGAAGCUCUUAGCGCUUGCAAUAUCCCAUUCACAUCACAUUGGACUGCAACGUCGCCAAGUGGUCGAGAGAAUGAGUCGCUUUGAGGGUGAAAUGGCUCGUCGUCUCUGGUGGUGCACAUAUCUAAUGGACAGAAGACUGGCAAUCGAGACUGGCCGUCCAUUUCUCAUUCAGGACCUCAACGUCGACAUUGGCCUCCCUCAAGUGAUGAGCGAUGAUUUGCUCAGCAAUCACCGAGGUAGCUCGCGGUCCGUGCAUGCGGAUGAUGACGCUGAAAAAUCACCUACUGCAGUGCCUUAUCUGAUUGCUAUGGUCAGCUACUCGAGGGUGAUAGGCAAAGUCUGGGAAGCCCUGUACGGUGCUUCAACGUCCGACUCAACCCCGAGUCCACUGUUAAAAGAAUACCUCGAGCUUCUUAUAACGCAGUCGCAGACUGAUCUACAACCAGAAUUCUCCUAUGACCCGCAAAGCCCAAGGAAAUACAAAGCGGAUGGCCUGGAGUGGUGGCAGAUCAAACAACAACUAAUGAUGAGGAUUAGAUGGUCAUCACUAUAUCUUUUGAUAAGGAAGCCUAUGCUGCACCGCAAAGGAACAUCAUCUUUGACGGCACCAGAGGCCGUUGAAAACGAAGUUGUCUGCAUGCGUUUGGCCCAAAGUACGAUUGAAGACUUCAGCAAUGUGCCAGAGGAUCAUCCAAAGUACACAUUCCCUUUUUUGCAUUAUUUAACCAGUGCUAUUAUCACUGCGCUUGGUUUGAUAAUCAAACAGAGCCGUUUCAAGACGCCCUAUGGUGGGCUGACACUGGAAGCUGCUCGAUCCCUGAAAAAGCAUUGCCGAAAAACUUGGGUGUCAGGCAAGAUGGCUCGGGCUGUCUGGAAGUUGAAUCAAAUGGCAGAGGCUAUCCUCCAUACCAGACCGCGACAGCACGAAGAUGUGAACCUUCACCAACCGGCACCGCCACAACUCAUCACCUCGUCACAGCCGAAUAACCCCCUUUCAUCAAAGGGACCACCUCAUGGAAUGAUGCAUGCGGCACCGAGUCAAAACCUACCUCAAACUUCGCCGCAAGCAGAUCCAACUCCAUUGGGGCCCUGUCGCGAAACGCAAAAAGAUCCAGCCAUUCCUCAAAACCACCUCCCCUCGUUGGUAAAUGACGGAUUGCAUUUUGGUUUUCAAAGUGAAGUGUCCCAUGACACAAACACAAUGGAUAUGGCAUCCUGUCUUGCAAAUGACACUAGCCCUGGCGCAUGGAGCAUACCACCCGCCCCAUUCCACGUUCCAGGCGCAGAUGUGCUAGGAACAGACCACAAUUCCUGGUUGCCGGGAGAAAUGAUAGAUGGUGGAAUGGAAUGGCUACAGUCACUUUGUGCAAAUGAUUUAGAUCCUGAUGUUCCAUUACCUUGGGCGUGGUAG
This is a messenger RNA of Penicillium brevicompactum, 2466 nucleotides long. RefSeq names its product fungal specific transcription factor domain-containing protein. The transcript is spliced from 6 exons. The record is from RefSeq and is a predicted model, not a curated record. Bases 1 to 2466 code for a protein of 821 amino acids. Gene Ontology annotation, molecular function: zinc ion binding; DNA binding. NCBI's taxonomy places the organism in Eukaryota, Fungi, Ascomycota, Eurotiomycetes, Eurotiales, Aspergillaceae. Gene Ontology annotation, biological process: DNA-templated transcription.